Microplitis mediator is the source of this 1030-nucleotide messenger RNA. RefSeq lists its product as uncharacterized. The transcript has 4 exons. The record is from RefSeq and is a predicted model, not a curated record. Bases 554 to 1030 code for a protein of 158 amino acids. Lineage: Eukaryota; Metazoa; Arthropoda; Insecta; Hymenoptera; Braconidae.
GUGAGAACAGAGCAUGGAUUAUUCAAGAAUAUUCAUUAUCUCGAUCCACCCCUCUACAUCAAGCGAUGCGCGGGCCUGAUGCCCAAGCGCCUCGUAUUAAUAAGAAACACUCUAGUUUUUCUCGAUCAAGAGAAGUCAGUCUGAAAUAUACAAUCAUCGAGAGCAGUUAGGCUCAAUAUGAGAAACUCAACUUCGUUCUCACCCUCUUUAAAUUAUUGUUAAGAGUACAUUAACAAUAUUAUAAACUAAUUCAACUGUAUAUUUUCGAAUCACUCAAAACUGUUCAUUUAUUAUUGAAUACAUCGGAUUAAUAUAUAUUAAGAAAUAUAUAUAUUCAAACAACCAGUUAAUUACAACCACCGAAUGGUGGCUGUUCAACGCAUACUUAAUAAUUAUUUAUAAUUAUAUGGUGUUUUUAGUGUCUGAGUGGGGACGAGUGAAAAUUUCCGGGGGUCCUAUUAUAAAGGUUCGUAUCUGUGCAUAUUCGGUAUAUUCGAAAGAAAAAGUAGUGUAUUGUUCGACAUUAUUUUCGUGAUUUAACUGCUGAUUUAAUAUGAUGCCCCAACUUCAAGUGAACUACUGUGUGGAUCCGUUGUCCAAUUCUGAUAUCGGGUUAUGGAAUUUUUUCCUCGGUGUUUUGGUUUGGAUUACGUCGAUUUCCGGCUAUGGGCGACCCUGGAGGUUGAGUCGCAGGUCGAUGGAGGGGCUGUAUCAGUUCUUUCAGCGGAUUUUUGACCUGUACAAUUGUAUUUGCGUAGCGAAUGACCCCGAGUACCGUCCAGAUAUUAAAGGCAUGAUUUCGAUCGAUUCAAUUUACCGUCGUCGAAUGCAGCGGCGAGCCGAUCGUAACAAUUGGUUUUAUCAGCGGCUUUUGCGACCAGCUGACGUCACGGAAGGUGACGAUUUCGACUUCCUCGGUAUCCGUUGGAUGCAUAAGGGCCGCUGGGGGGAGGACCACCCUGCUGCGGACUGGGCUCAUCCUGCGUGGACCAAUCUCCCGGGAUUGGAACAUUUCUACUUUCUCGAGUAG